Durio zibethinus is the source of this 3083-nucleotide messenger RNA. RefSeq names its product protein-tyrosine sulfotransferase-like. The record is from RefSeq and is a predicted model, not a curated record. Lineage: Eukaryota; Viridiplantae; Streptophyta; Magnoliopsida; Malvales; Malvaceae. Gene Ontology annotation, molecular function: heparan sulfate 6-sulfotransferase activity. Gene Ontology annotation, cellular component: membrane.
ACCCAUAAAAUUACUUAUUUUUACCAUUUUACCCCUAUUAGGACAGGUAGUUUGAACAUUCAACUGUUUCAUCUUUCCACUUUGUCGAUCAUUCUCGCGAUCGAGAGAUUCGUUUUGUAGUUUCACUUUUCCCAGCUGAUUCUGUGUCCCUCUUCGGACACAGAUUACAAGCUUAGAUCCUAGGGUUUUUCUCCUCUAUUUUCCCGGAAAAAAUUUCCCAAACCCUGUUUGGCUAGCCAGAAAAAUAGAAAAAAAAGGAAGAAAUUUACUACAUAUCAAUGUAUUUUUGGGUAUGUGUAUUGUGGGGCCAAAUCGUCGAUUAAAGAGUUAAUUGUGUAUCCAAAGUCCCGACACGGGUCGAGGGGAUUUAUGAGCACGAGAUCGCGUUUUUCGAUACUGUGAUUGGAGAAUUGAGUGAAUGGAUUCUACUCUCAAAUGCUCAUUUUUGUUAGUUCUUCUUGGAUUAGUUGUGAAUGCCCUUUGUUUAACUGAUUCCGAGCAUUGCGAAAAUGUGGUGAAAAAAUGGGCACUUACUUCCCUUGAUCAUGAAGUUAAAAAUAAUAAACACACACUGAAGGAUUUACUUUUCUUCCUUCAUGUUCCCCGGACGGGAGGACGAACCUAUUUUCACUGUUUCUUAAAGAAGUUGUAUUCGAAUUCUUUAGAAUGCCCUCGUUCUUAUGACAAGCUACGCUUUGAUCCUAGUAAGGAAAAAUGCAGGUUAUUGGUUACUCAUGAUGACUAUAGCAUAACCUCUAAACUUCCCAGGGACAGAACAUCAGUUGUGACCAUCCUUAGGAAUCCAGUUGACCGUGUCUUUAGCACUUAUGAGUUUUCAGUGGAGGUGGGGGCAAGGUUUCUAGUGCAUCCCAACUUAACGUCUGCCAUGCAAAUGACUGGACGUUUGCGUGCUAAAACUAAAGGAGUAAGUACUCUGGAUAUAUGGCCUUGGAAGUAUCUGGUUCCAUGGAUGAGAGAAGACCUGUUUGCUCGGAGAAAUGCUAGAAAAGCUAGGCGCACCAAUGAUGUAAAGAGCAGUGAUCCCUAUAACAUGGAAGACAUUGUAAUGCCGUUACUCAAUUACAUCAAUGACCCUAUAGCUCAUGAAAUUGUCCAUAAUGGAGCUACAUUUCAGAUUGCAGGAUUGACAAACAACUCUUAUUUACCCAAAUCACAUGAAGUCCGCCAUUGUGUAGAUAAGUACAAGAAUCUUGGUGAAUAUGUGCUUCAAGUUGCAAAGAAGAGGUUGGACAAUAUGUUAUAUGUUGGUCUAACUGAGGACCAUAGGGAAUCUGCAACAAUGUUUGCCAAUGUGGUUGGGGCACAGGUUAUCUCCCAGUUGGAAGAAUCAAAUGCUAUUGGUAAGGAGGCCGCUGUCAAUAAAUCAGAACUGACCACUUCAUUUUCAGACUCAGAGCUGGAUAGUAAUGAUCAUCAGAAUCCCAACUCAGAUGAAAAGGGGAAUGAAACCACAUCAUCAUCAGAUGACAAUGAAGUAAAGCAAGAGAAUAUGACUGUCAGAAAACUUAUGGAAACUUAUGAGGUUUGCAUUUCCAGUUUGCGAAAGACCCAAGCACACCGACGUAUUGCUUCUUUGAAGAGAAUCGCUCCAGCAAACUUCACAAAGGAGGCACGUCUUCAAGUUCCUCAGAUGGUCAUCCAGCGGAUACAAUCACUUAACAACCUUGAUUUGGAGCUCUAUGAGUAUGCUCAAGGCAUCUUUGCAAAGCAGCACAACGAAGGUGCAGAGAAGUUGUUUGAUACGGAAACACUGGGAAGCAUGUUCAAUUAUUCAGGUGGCAUCAAGCUUCAGGAUAUCUGUUUGUGGGCCAUGCCAUUUGUCUUGCUCUUUAUUUUCUUUUUGUUUGUAAAUGCAAAGCGAAGAACAUUGAAAGUGAAGAUAUGAAUGUUACUGACCGGUAGUUAUAUGGAUCACAGCCGAAAAAAGUUUUUAUAAAGCGGAUAAAAAAAUAGGGAUAAGCUUAUCAUUCAUCUUGCUUGAGUGCUUAAAUGUGAAGCUCAACCAUUGACUACAAGAUUUUUGUUAGAGAUGGCUUAUGAUUAGAUAAAAAGCUUUAUCAUUUGUUUUUAAAUUACAUGACAAUCUCAUUUAGUUUUGUAGUUCCUUUCAGGUUGUUUAGACUGGUGGAUUGUUUCUUUGAAAACACACUUUGCACCAAAUCAGCAGAUGUCAUUACACUGAGGUAAGGUUGUCCCCUAGUGUCCUCUUAGCUGCUGGUAGUUAGAAUUUGAGACUUUGAUUUAAAUUUUUCAGCUUUUUGGGAAGGGGUUCCCUUUCUAUGUGGUCAAGGUCUAAUGUAAUGAGUGAGGUAUGGCUGAUGACUAUAAUAAUUUUGUGAAAUCCAGAACCACCUGACUUGAAGCAGAAUCUUGAAUCGUAGAGAUUUGUAUUGGCUAUUGGGCAUGUGGUAGGUUUCAGAAAGAUGAAAUAUAGAGAUCUAUGACCAAAAAAUAAACAUGGGUAUUUAAGUGCUAAACGUAGGCAAUGCAGCAAGUUAUACAUUUGAUGACUUAAUCGAAACGUGACAUUCUCUUGCUUUUCUGAUUGAUGCUCAUCACCAUGCAAAAAUUUCUUGCCUUUCCGAGGUUGAAAACAAUUCAAGGGUUAAGGUACGUACAUCGUACUACAAAAUAUUUGUACUGUAAAUGGCUAAUGUGAAUGAUUUAUACCUAAACAAAGAAGAAUAAGGACCAACUCGCCUUUUGAAAUAUGUACUGGCAAAUGUCAGAGAACAGGUCUUUUUUAAUAAUUAAAAUAAUCAGAUUUUAAAACUCGAUUACUAAAAUUGAAAGUUUAAGUUAAAAUCGAUAACGGAAGGUAAAAAACAUUCAUUCUUUAAUAAAAUAGUAACUAUUCCAUUUCCAAUUCAAGCAGAUUUAAUCUUCAAACUUCCUUUUUUUUUUUUUUUCCAGAACUCAAAAUCUCGAAUUCCAAGGCUAUUCUAAAGGACAAAAAGCACAUGCUCCUCUUCUUGUUCUUUAAUACACAGACGUUGGCAUUGCCCCCAACCCUUUCCUUAGUCAAAGAAUGGAGAAAGCAAAGGCAGGCGCCUAAAAUUGUG